Messenger RNA from Scomber scombrus (Atlantic mackerel), 2107 nucleotides. RefSeq names its product versican b (gene vcanb). Gene Ontology annotation, molecular function: hyaluronic acid binding; calcium ion binding. Lineage: Eukaryota; Metazoa; Chordata; Actinopteri; Scombriformes; Scombridae. Bases 44 to 2107 code for a protein of 687 amino acids. The transcript has 14 exons. Gene Ontology annotation, biological process: cell adhesion. The record is from RefSeq and is a predicted model, not a curated record.
UUUAUUUGUCUUUAUUAUUAAGAUUCAAAAAGAUCGAGUUGAGAUGAUCCUUCACGUCGUCACACACCUGCUCUGCCUGCUGUGCGUCUGUUCUGCUCGUCCUCAACCAGCGUCACCACAGGCGAUGCAGAUGGAGAGGAACUCGCCAGCGUCCGGUUCUCUGGCGGGCCGCGUGGUUCUGCCGUGCCACUUCUCCAUCGGCUCCACUCACUCCCCGUCACACACCACAAACGAGCAGCUGAGGAUCAAGUGGACCAAGCUGGAGGACCAGGUGGAGAAGGUGGUGCUGGUGGCGCAGGGAGGCUUGGUGAAGGUGGGGCAGGAGUUCAAGAGCAGGGUGUCGGUGCCGAGUCACCCGCUGUCGGUCGGAGACGCAUCGCUGAUCAUGGUGAGGCUGCGGGCGAGCGACGCAGGGAUCUACCGCUGCGAGGUGAUGCACGGGAUGGACGACACGCAGGAUACUGUGAGCCUCAACGUCAGCGGUGUCGUUUUCCAUUACCGGUCGAGCACCAGCCGCUACACUAUGAACUUCCCCGAGGCGGUGCAGGCGUGUCAGGCUGCAGGCGCCUUCAUCGCAACGCCUGAACAACUCACGGCUGCUUUCGAGGACGGCUUCGACCAAUGUGAUGCAGGCUGGCUCGCCGACCAGUCCGUCAGAUAUCCGAUCGCGUUGCCUCGUCCAGGUUGUUUCGGCGACUUGUUGAAGAAACCGGGAGUGAGGACGUACGGCAUCCGCGACCCCAUAGAGAAAUAUGAUGUGUUCUGCUUCGUGGACAAACUACACGGCGAGGUGUUCUAUCCCUCCAUCAGCGAUAAACUCACCUUGCAGGAAGCAAGAGAGGAGUGUGAGAAGCACGACUCCGUCCUGGCUUCUCCCGGUCAGCUGUUCGCAGCCUGGAGAGCCGGGCUGAACCGCUGCGACUACGGCUGGCUGUCCGACGGCAGCGCCCGCUACCCCAUCACCGUCCCCAGGCCGCAGUGUGGAGGAGGCCUGCUGGGGGUUCGCACGCUGUACAAGUUUGAAAACCAAACCGGCUUCCCGGAUCCCAAAGAGAGACACGGACUGUUCUGCUUCAAAGAUCUCCUGCCGUGUACAACCAGUAUAUGUCUGAACGGAGGCUCCUGCUACAAGAAAGGAGCAGAAAACAUCUGCGUGUGUGCACCUGGAUUCACUGGGUUUCACUGUGAAACAGAUGUUGAUGAGUGCCAGUCCAACCCGUGUCUGAAUGGAGCCACCUGUCUGGAUGGAGUGAACUCCUUCACCUGUCUCUGCCUGCCGAGCUACUCAGGAGAGCUCUGUGAACAAGACACUGAGGUUUGUGGCUUCGGAUGGCAGAAGUUUCAGUCUCACUGCUACAAAUACUUCACACACCGUCGGACGUGGGACGCUGCAGAGAGGGAGUGUCGGCUGCACGGCGCUCACCUGGCCAGCAUCCUGUCUGAGGAGGAGCAGCUGUUCAUUAACCGUCUGGGCAGUGAUUAUCAGUGGAUCGGCCUCAACGACAAGAUGUUUGAGAGAGACUUCAGAUGGACCGACGGCAAGGCGUUGCAAUACGACCACUGGAGGCCGAACCAGCCGGACAGCUUCUUCCAGUCGGGGGAGGACUGCGUGGUGAUGAUCUGGCACGAGAACGGCCAGUGGAACGACGUGCCAUGCAACUAUCACCUGACUUUCACCUGCAAGAAGGGAACAGUCUCGUGUGGACAGCCUCCUGUGGUGAAGGAUGCUCGGGUCUUUGGAGCAAUGCUGCCUCGUUAUGAGAUCAGCUCUCUGGUUCGUUAUCACUGUAAACAGGGUUACAUCCAGAGACACGCCCCCACCAUUCGUUGCCGCGCCAACGGCCAAUGGGAUGCGCCAAAAGUCACCUGCAUGAGUCCAGCAACUUUCCACAAGUCGUUCUCUUCACGGCGCCGCAGCAGCCAGUACCAGAAUGGCCAGCAGCUGCAGCACCGGCACUACAACCAACACCGCCACAGCUGGACCAAUCAGAAACACAACCAGCAGCAACAGGAGCAGCAGCAGGGUUACGACGCUCUCAAACAGCUGCUGAGAGAAAAGAGGCAACAUGGCGUCCGAACACACAACCAAGAUCAGAUGAGACACUGA